GCGGCGGCGGCGGCGGCGACAGCAGAGGAGGCGGAGCGGGGUAGCCGGGAGCGGGCUGGCCCGCGCUCCUCCUGGCGGCCGGGGAUUUUCCAGCCUGGGCGCUGACGCCGCGGACCUCCCUGCGGCCGCCGCGGACCUCCCUGCGGCCGCCGCGGACCAUGGGCGACAAAGGGACACGAGUGUUCAAGAAGGCAAGCCCCAAUGGAAAGCUCACUGUCUACCUGGGGAAGCGGGACUUCGUGGACCACAUUGACCUCGUGGAUCCUGUGGAUGGUGUGGUCCUGGUGGAUCCUGAAUAUCUCAAGGAAAGGCGAGGCCCCUCCUCAGUGCCCCUGCUCCUCACAGUCUACGUGACGCUGACCUGCGCCUUCCGGUAUGGCCGGGAAGACCUGGAUGUCUUGGGUCUGACUUUUCGCAAAGACUUGUUUGUGGCCAACGUGCAGUCCUUCCCACCGGCCCCUGAGGACAAGAAGCCGCUGACUCGGUUACAGGAGCGGCUCAUCAAGAAGCUGGGCGAGCAUGCCUACCCCUUCACCUUUGAGAUCCCUCCAAACCUUCCAUGCUCGGUGACAUUGCAGCCAGGGCCUGAGGACACAGGGAAGGCCUGUGGUGUGGAUUAUGAAGUCAAAGCCUUCUGUGCCGAGAACCUGGAGGAGAAGAUCCACAAGAGGAAUUCCGUGCGGCUAGUCAUCCGGAAGGUUCAGUAUGCCCCAGAGAGGCCUGGCCCUCAGCCCACAGCCGAGACCACCAGACAGUUCCUCAUGUCGGACAAGCCUCUGCACCUUGAGGCAUCUCUGGAUAAGGAGAUUUAUUACCAUGGAGAACCCAUCAGCGUCAAUGUCCACGUCACCAACAACACCAACAAGACUGUGAAGAAGAUCAAAAUCUCGGUACGCCAGUAUGCAGACAUCUGUCUCUUCAACACAGCGCAGUACAAGUGCCCAGUGGCCAUGGAGGAGGCCGAUGACAAUGUGGCACCCAGCUCAACGUUCUGCAAGGUCUACACACUGACUCCCUUCCUGGCCAACAACCGAGAGAAGCGGGGGCUUGCCCUGGAUGGGAAACUCAAGCACGAAGACACAAAUCUGGCUUCCAGCACUCUGUUGAGGGAAGGUGCCAACCGUGAGAUCCUGGGGAUCAUUGUCUCCUACAAAGUGAAAGUGAAGCUGGUGGUGUCUCGGGGCGGCCUGUUGGGAGAUCUUGCAUCCAGUGACGUGGCCGUGGAGCUGCCUUUUACCUUAAUGCACCCCAAGCCUAAAGAGGAGCCCCCACAUCGGGAAGUUCCAGAGAGCGAGACUCCAGUAGACACCAAUCUCAUAGAGCUUGACACCAAUGAUGACGACAUUGUCUUUGAGGACUUUGCCCGCCAGAGGCUGAAAGGCAUGAAGGACGACAAGGACGAAGAGGAGGAUGGCACCGGCUCUCCACACCUCAACAACAGAUAGACUGGGGCCGGCCCUCACCCUGGCAGCUCCAGGUUCACUUCUGCACUCGGAUGCUUUCUCGUCUCCUUUCCAUUCCGGUUCCCCCUCCCUUUUGUUCUUCCAGUUUCUACCAAGGGGCCCCAGUGGUCUUCCAAGUCUCGGUGACGAGCCUCAGAACUGGCCUCACAUCACCAUGCCAGCAGGACCACAGCACACAUCCUCAGCCAUCUCUCUGCAAUCACCUGCCCACCCCCUUUUCACGCUCAUUCCCAGGAAGGCCACACUACCUGGCCUUGGGAUUUGGCUUGAGUUGGGGAGCAGAAAGGGGAGGGUGGGGCCAGAAGGCCAAAGUGAUGGUGGGUAUGAAGAUGUGGAGAGGCUGGGCAAGGUGGUUCAAGACACACAAGAAGAUGUCUGCCGUCCCAGGAGGUGACACAGUUUCAGCAGCUAAAAGAUGACUGUAUUGAAGGUUGGAGAGGGCAAGACUGUGAAUAGAUUCUCGAUGCGUUUCUUGUGGUCUAGGCCCACCAGAGACUCCUCCCCUCCACCCUCAUCCUUGGUCCAUGUCCCUGUGUUUCAUGGGGGAGGCACAUAGACCCCAGGAGUGAAGAGCAAUGGACUGACUUUCUAACCAGCAGACACCUGGAUCGAGGCAGGCUGCAGAUCCACCCACACAUCUGUCAGUGCUAAUCGGAUGGGUCACCUUAGCUUUGUUGCAUUUUGUAUGGGGGCACAGAGAGAGGAAGCAGGUCUUUAACAAAUGCCAGCCCCUAGCAGGGAGCCAAAGCUACUGAGAAGGUUUUCUGAGGGGGGGGUUAAGAGACAGGGCAGGGUAGGGGAUGAGCAUCCAUCCUCCUCCUUUCCCUUCGUGGCUGGUCCUUCAGGAAGCAAGGAUGGAGGGCCACGGACAGCUGAAGCCUCUAGCGCCUUCCAACUUCCUCCAGUAGUUUUCCAGUGAGUUGGCCCCAUAAGCUAGGAGUGGGGGAGGGAGAGGGAGAGGAGGAGGGGGAGAGAGAGGUUCCUGAGGCAACCAUCCCCACUGUUAGGGGAGCCCAUCCCAGAAGGUGGCACCCGUAGAGAUGCACUCACCUGCAGGAAAGUGCCUCCUCUCUUGGAGGAGUUGAUCCCAUUCGUAUCAGGGUCAUGGGUACCCAGUAUCUAUCAGCUGGUGUUAGUGUGACUUGACUGGGGUGUCUCCCAGGGUAACAGGGCAGACAGGUGGCAAACGGUGCUCAGAGAUAGCCUUGUUUGGUCUUUGAUGCUAACUUGUUGUGUGACCUUGGACCAGUUCCCCUCCCCCUCUUCAGACCUCAGUUUCUUGUUGGAAAGCCAGAAGGUAGACCAGAUGACCCCAAGGGUUUCCAGUUCUUGUUUCUAUAAAUAUGUGGCUCUCUGAGUUCUGGUCUACCAGGUGGAACUGAGGCUGCCAACUGCCCCCUCCAGAGGAGAUUCAUGGGACCUGAGGACUCAGGGCUGGGCGGAGCACCGAGUACAGCUUCCUGCCUGGGAAGGGCUGCCCUUGGACCCUAGUCGGCUUGUCUGAUGUCAAGUUGUGGUCACAGCCUUUGUGAAUUUCUCUGUCCCAGAGUUUGUGUUUGCUGAGGCUUGCAUGAGAAGUGUGUGGACAACCUUGGGUUUAUCAAAUGUAUUGAUUAGCAGGGCAAGAGGAUCUCAUCUUGACUUCUGUUCUCUUUUUCCCAGUUCCAUACUUGCCUGAGAAGGGAGACCACAGCUUUGGUUUGUUUGUGAGACAGAAUAUUAUGUAGCCCAGGCUAGCCAUGAACCCACUCUGUAACUGAGAAUGACCUUGAAUUCUUGAUCCUCUUGCCUCAGAUGCUAAGAUUACAGGCAUGUCCCACUGCUACUGGCUUCAUACUUUAUUUUACAGGUCGGAUCCCAACCAGUUUUAGUCCAUCGUGCCCAGUGAUUGCAAUAAUUUCUCAUGGUGAAAUGGUCCAGGCCCACUGGCCCUGCACCUUCUAAAUCUCAUAAGCAGUCAACCUAAGGCACCUCUUUCCAGAUUAGAACAGCCAGUUUGGGGCAGUCAUAUGCCCUGGCCAGCCCUGGGAUCAUAACUGCUGGCUCCCCUGGUAUCCCUUCCUUACCAGAGCUAGCUGGGCACUUUUGCACCUACAGAAUUGAUGAAAAUCUUGAACAGUGUAAGGCAAGCAUGUGCCCUCCACUGGCUUCCACUAAAACCUCUGGAGCUAAUACAAGGCCCUUCAGCAUUGGGCUAACCCCUCCCUGGCAAACCUCCCUCCCAUCCUUAACUCAUACAAGCAAAGUCUUUCAGGCUGGUUUCUUGAACUUCCUGCACCUUGGUAUCCCCACUCAUCCUCUGGGUUUAUCCCACAGAUCAACCGAAAUUUCUCCAGCUGCAGGGAAGAUCAGAGUUCUCUGUGUUUUGAGCCGGCCUGCCUAAGGGCGAUGGUCAAGUUGCGUUCCAGCCAAACCGUCCUUUGCUGACAGCUUUGUUCUUUAACGUUGGGUACUAUAGACACUGAGGUGGAUCUCUCCCUGGAUCCCUGUCUAUAGAAAACUCCUGGUCAGGGGAAAGUUAGAGAAAGUACUGACAGCUCUGGCUACAGCUAGUCCACAUAGUGCCUUGAUGUGAGUUUGGACACAGUGCCCCUUCCAGGUGGAUUCAAACCCACACUGGAAAUUACACUCUGUGAGGCUGGGAUUGGGUGUUACUUGUCUCUGCUCCACAGGAGUGUCAUUCUGGGUGAGAUGCACAGGCUAACUUGUUUCUUUGGCUUCUUCUUCAGUAGGGGGCUUAGAUCCCUUGUCUAGACCUCUGGUCUGCUCCAGACACCAUGCCCAACCCCCAUCUCAUGACAUGACCCAAUGUUUCUCUGUAGGGCCCUUCUCUGUCCUGGAGUGUUCCUGGCCAGGAAGUACUUGGCAUGAACCUGGAGGCAAAGGAGCCUCCUGAGGUUCCAGGCACUAUCCAGUGGUAUUGGCUUUUCUUGUGCUGAGGGACUGGGAUUUGUGCCAACAAACAGCCCACACUGGGACUUUCCAGUAGACCAAGGGGCACAUGUUGAUGCCAAUCUGGGCAGGAAUAGCAUGCUUUGGUAAAAGCUCAUCAAUAGAGGGCAACUGGACUUGCCCAGUACCUACCCCAGCCAAGAGAAGAAUUCACUUCCCAGAAAGAUAAGGACUGAGUUGCUUGGCUGGACCCCAUGGCCAUUUCAGCUUUAAAGCCCAGAUGGCUCCCGCUGGAGGGUGGCUGACAACCUGAUUCCCACCUGGUGCAGUGAAAAGGACCAUGUCCUGAAAGUCCCCAAGGUCACCUCUCAGUCCCUGCUCACUGGAAUAAUAGCCUUUGUUUGCUUUAUUUGUGGGAUUGCUAUGAGGCUGAGGGGAGAGCCAGGAGCCAGUACUCUGUAGGCUGCAGCCUGCUGCACAGAGGUGGCCCUGUCAUUGCAGGGACGAGGCCCGAGGUCACACAGGAAGCUUGCUGUGGAAUGAGCCUUCUGUUUGCCUGUCUUUUGUCCUGAUUUUCCCGGUUAGAUAUCAGCCACAGUGACAAUCGGCCGUUGUGGCCUUGGUGACCGCACUGGGGGAGAUGUGUAGGUGCUACUGUCCAAGUAUGGGUCCCAGCAACCAGGACACAGAAGACAUGGAUGUUGUCAGUGAUUAGGGGACAGGGAGGAACAUCUUAGACUCUCCUGGGCCUGGACUCACCUCCUAGAGCCCACCGAAGUCAAGAAACCUGGCCUCUGACCACAGGUCAGGGAGCUGAAGCCACCAUAGUGCCACCCAAGAAAUGCAGGGGUGAGAGGAAAUAGACGUUGUCUCUUAGAAGUAGAAGGUCCCGGUCCAGGAUCAACAGAACCACCACAGCUCCCUGGAGACCUUUGGGAAUGUCCAAUCCUCUUGCUCUGAGAGGGGAGGCCCGGCUGAUCUACUCACAGUAGCUUCUGUAUCCCAGAGGCAGCUCUCUCCCACCAGGGGCUGAAGCCUGUAUGUGUGGCUCCCAUCCACCAGAGAGGGGGCUAGGCUCCAACCUUGAACUCCCAGGAUGCAGGCGGGUGCCUGUUCUGACAUUUACUCUUUUUAAACUUAAGGACCAAAUGAGACUUCUCUGAUUUUUAUCCACACAGCCUGUCUUGGGCCUAGCCCAGGCAGCCCUGUAACUUCUGCCCUCCUUCCCUGCCUGAGGCAGCCUGCUGGUGGGGGCGGGAUCCACACCUCUGCCACCCCCGUGCACACUGGCUUCACAGGGAGGCCUGUGGGCGGGGAAGCACUCCCUCCCUCAACAUUACCAACUCUGUCACCCCCAAAAGGGAAGUCACAGUCAAAGCACAGGUCCCUGGGACCCACUGUCUGCCCCAGGUACUGUGGACCUCUCGGUGUUCCACACAGCCUCGCUGGGUUGCUGCCGGGGGAAGUUGGGGAAGGGGGAACAGGCCCAGUUUCCCGCCUUCCCCUCAUUUCCACUUCCUCCAGAAUAACUCUGCUUUUUAGCUCUCUUGUCUUUUGAGGUUUCACUUUUAAACUCUGCUUUGAAGAAAAAUCUUCAAACCACCAUUCUGAGGUUUGAUCUUAGACCAGCAAGCACAGGCUCUCCUUGCUUUCGUGUGUUGGGGUGACUCCCGCACCCCAACACGAAGACACUCCGUGCUGGAACUCAGGUCACCAGGCCCAAGCAUUUGAACACACAUACGCUUGUUUUCUAGUUGACCUACCCUGAAGCGUGAGAACGAGUUUGAUGUGGGCCGGGCCUGAUGCUCAGUGAGGGUAGGGCUUGGCAUGGGCUGCAUGGGACCAUGGAGUGAGGAGCCAGGCCCAGUCUCCACUCAGGACUCAUUCUCAGGCAAGGCCCAUGGCUCGACAGGAAGAUCAGGGCAAUGGGUGGAGAAACUAGGGUUGGCUUCUUUAUGCACAGCCAAGGAGUGAGAAUCCAGGUUCACAUAAGAGAUACCACAAGGAGGACAUUUAUGAGGCUGGAUUCUCCAGAGACAUUUUAAGCAUGUCUUCCUUGAAUAAAUCUCCUAGGAUUCCACUUCUACACCUGUGGAUGUCCAUGUGCACAGCAGGAGGCUUUUAUGCCCAAAGAGGUUGGUUCCCCCUUCUGCAGUCCACCAGCUUCCCUCCACGUUGGUCUGCACUCUCAUGGGACUUUACUUCUAGGACAGCUUAUUGUUGAGACUUGGGCUAGCCUUUGGCACAGUCCUGCCUGGGCUUCCUGGCAUUCUAGGUUAGGAUUUGAAGCUCAGGGCACUGCUAAUCACAUGGCAUGGGAGAAAGAAUGCCAACUGAUGUUUAUGUUCAGUCCAAGUGUGACUUAGGAGACCCCCACUGACCUCAGGUUCCCCAUGUGUAAAGGGCUAGUACCAGGCUCUGCCCACCUCACAGGGACUACUGGAAGGGAUAUACGUGGGUAGGAAGAGAGGUCAUAUGAGGUGGCAGCCUACGUGAGGGAAUAACGUCUUGCCUGAGUUGCCAACCUACCGAGCCCACAACAGAAUGAAUAUACAGGAUAUUCUGUCUUCCCUGGGCAUCUCCACUCAGUGUUAGGUCCAGUCACAGCUGCUGUGUGGCUGCCUCUUCCGAGGGAUGGGAGCUGAUAUGUGUCCUGGGUGUGGUGGGGAGGGGUGGCUGGGGCAGCCUCAGGCCUGUGACCCUCUGUGAAGUGAUGAUUUGUGGCACAUUCAUGCCUGGAGCACAUCCAGGACAACCUGUCGUACCUGUGGCUGCCCUUAUUCUAUGAAGUCAUUAUAGUUUAUUCAACUCCAACAGGACAAAUGAGCAAAAGAACCUUGAACGAGAGGCUAUUAAAGGCCUUUUGUGAUAGAGGA
This is a messenger RNA of Peromyscus californicus insignis, 7231 nucleotides long. RefSeq names its product arrestin beta 1 (gene Arrb1). The transcript has 16 exons. The coding region runs from base 159 to 1445 and encodes 428 amino acids. Lineage: Eukaryota; Metazoa; Chordata; Mammalia; Rodentia; Cricetidae. Gene Ontology annotation, biological process: visual perception; G protein-coupled receptor internalization; signal transduction. The record is from RefSeq and is a predicted model, not a curated record. Gene Ontology annotation, molecular function: G protein-coupled receptor binding.